AUGAAGAAGACGGUUAGCAUACUUUUUAUUCUGGUCACAGUGUUUCUCAAAGUGCAAUGCAAUGGUGUUCAUAACGAUGAGGCGGCGGAUGUGCUGAAUCAUUCCAAUAUCGACGAUUCCAACAAUUCCUCAGACCCAAAUCGGAAUGCAGGUGAGCAAGGCGACACCAUGGGAGAGGACGAAGAUCGGCUGGUCAUAGAUCUCUUUCGAGAGUACAACUUCUUGAUUAGGCCUGUUAGGAAUGUGAGCAGCCCUCCUGUGGUAGUGGACUUUGGAGUGGCCAUGAUCCUCUUGAUCAAUGUAGACGAGAAGAAUCAGAUUCUACAAACCAACGUCUGGUUGACAAUGAAGUGGAAUGAUUUUCAGCUAGCUUGGAAUCCAGCAGAAUAUGGCAAUAUCUCCAACCUUCACGUACCAUCUGACAGAGUAUGGCUUCCAGACAUAGUAUUGUUCAACAACGCCGACGGAAACUAUGAAGUCUCUUUCAAGUCCAAUGUUUUUGUGGACCACCAUGGGGAUGUCACGUGGGUUCCACCUGCAAUGUUUAAGAGCAGUUGUCGCAUUGACGUGGAGUGGUUUCCAUUCGAUGAACAAUGCUGCACUUUGGUGUUUGGGUCAUGGACCUAUAAUUCCGAAGAAGUCAGGUUACAUUGGUACAAUAACAUUCAAGCUGUACAAUUGCACGAUUACUCAUACUCUGGCAUCUGGGAUGUUAUUGAUGUACCUGGACAACUAGUGCAUAAACCAGAUUUAAAAGAGAACAAAAUGGUUUUCAACGUGGUGAUACGGCGGAAAACGUUAUUCUACACCGUCAUCCUUAUCAUCCCAACUGUCCUCAUGGCAUUUUUGUCCGUUAUGGCAUUUUAUCUUCCAGUGGAUUCUGGAGAAAAAGUCUCACUGACCAUUUCUCUACUUCUCGCUCUUGUUGUGUUCUUGCUGUUGGUUUCGAAAAUCUUGCCACCUACUUCAAAUAUUCCACUUAUGGGAAAAUACCUCUUACUUGCAUUUGUACUCAACAUUGUUGCAGUUGUGGGAACAGUGGUAAUUGUGAACAUUUACUUUCGAAGUGCACUUUCUCACAAAAUGCCCACAUGGGUCAAAAAAGUGUUUCUAGAGUUUCUACCUCAUUUGCUGGUUAUGAAACGGCCAGAAAGGAUACCAAUAUUCAAUGGGUACUUUGUUGAGGAGUAUUGUGCAUCUGAGAUUUUUGAUGCGAGUCUGGUGAUGCCGUCAAUGACAGCAACAAUGCUUCCGUUCUUGCAAGUGACAUCGAAUCUGAACAAAGAAGCCAGUUCCGCGAGCUCCGGACAAUCUUCCGAGCAUCAUGAGAAUUGCUCAAAAUGGAAGAAACGAUUAUCAAUAAGAAUGUCGCGGCGGAGAGCUCCUAGAGCAAGAUUGGAUGAUGAUGGUGAAGACAUUGUGGACGACUCCAAUGGAAACCACGUGGAUUCAUUGCAAGAAAAAAUCAGCAAAGAAAUGAAAACGACAGUAGAAGCCAUUGCAUACAUUGCGGAGCAUAUGAAACGAGAAAUGAGUUUGAAAAAAAUGCGAGACGAUUGGAAGUAUGUGGCAAUGGUAUUGGAUAGGCUGAUCUUGCUGAUUUUCUUUGGGGUGACACUAGGAGGAACAUUAGGAAUAAUAUGUUCAGCACCUCACGUAUUUGACUUUGUUGACCAGGAGGCUAUCAUCAACAAGCUGAAUGCAAGAUAUCUACCUUCAGAUAUGUACUCAUAG
Caenorhabditis briggsae is the source of this 1734-nucleotide messenger RNA. It is a transcript of the gene Cbr-acr-2, whose product is annotated as Protein CBR-ACR-2. Gene Ontology annotation, biological process: nervous system process; monoatomic ion transmembrane transport; chemical synaptic transmission. Gene Ontology annotation, cellular component: postsynaptic membrane; synapse; neuron projection. Bases 1 to 1734 code for a protein of 577 amino acids. Gene Ontology annotation, molecular function: acetylcholine-gated monoatomic cation-selective channel activity; transmembrane signaling receptor activity. The record is from RefSeq and is a predicted model, not a curated record. Lineage: Eukaryota; Metazoa; Nematoda; Chromadorea; Rhabditida; Rhabditidae. The transcript has 12 exons.